AUGGUGAAUCAGAAAGAACCGGACGAAGUUCUGCGAAAGGUGUGUGAACUAGUGCAGAAAAAAACGGACGAAGCCCUACCCGUUCUGAGAAAGCCGGAAGAGUGCCCCCCUGGCUCCAAACCCCACACUGGGGCUUCAGAGACAAGCUUGCAUUUGACAUCUGGGGAACGGCUUCGAUCGGCCAAACCCUUGAAAUCUAGUCUACGCAUACCUUCUGGUAGACCCUACCAGCAGCAUCUCCUUGGCACAUCGCUUCCUCAUCUGGAGAAAAAGCCACCGGUUCAAAACCCUGUGAAGACCAGCAGCCAUAAGGACAUCCUGCCCCGUAUUCCUCCAGUUAUCCACAACGCUCCUCCUGUGAUCCCGCCACUCAGCGCUGACGAUAGGCCUCGGACCUCGAAAUUCAGGUCCACAGUUGAGAACCUGCCGGAAUGCGUCAACAACAGGAUGAGUGCGGGACCCUACAUUGGAGCAAAGUCACUGCCCCUAACACCAAAAGAGGCACUGAAAAUGUUCAGGGAUAACCUGACAGAGUUUGAGCGGGAAGAAAUCACCAACUUCCCGGAAAUAUACUACCUUGGUCUCGAUGCCCAGAAGAUCAAGGCAGUUGAAGGGACUGCCCAAAAUAAUGGCUUUGAUGAUGAGAAUGGCGCGUACAUCAAGGUUUUGCAUGAUCACCUUUAUUACCGCUAUGAAGUUCUGGAGGUAAUUGGAAAGGGAUCAUUUGGACAAGUCCUGAAAUGUAUGGAUCAUAAGAACAAAGAACUGGUCGCUCUUAAGAUUCUUCGCAACAAAAGAAGAUUCAAGCACCAAACCCUGGUAGAAGUCAAGAUCUUGGACCUGUUGGGCAAGAAAGAUCAGAACAACUCCUUUAACAUUAUUCACAUGAAGGAGCACUUUAUGUUUCGUGAUCAUUUAUGCAUCACCUUUGAGCUUCAGGGGGAUAACCUUUAUGAGACCAUAAAGAAGAACCGCUAUCAGGGCUUCAGUCAAGCCAAAGUGCGUCGCUUGACUCAUUCCAUCCUUCAGUGCCUGCAGGUGCUUCAUAAUGAGAGGAUAAUCCACUGCGACCUAAAGCCGGAGAACAUUGUCACCCAGAACGACUCGGAGAACAUCAAAGUGAUCGAUUUUGGAUCUAGUUGCUUCGAUCAUGAGAGAGUGUACUCUUACAUCCAGAGCCGCUUCUACCGUUCCCCUGAGAUCAUCCUGGGUUGCGGCUAUGGCUUGGAAAUUGAUAUGUGGAGCCUUGGCUGCAUCGUUGCGGAGCUGUACACCGGCGUGCCCCUCUUUCCUGGCGAGAAUGAGCGGGACCAGCUUGCCCUCAUUAUGGAGGUGCUGGGGGUGCCUCCGGAGGAGGUGCUUCAGACUGCACCAAGGAGGAAAAGGUUUUUCGAGCUUAAUGGUAAACCAAGGCCCUACACCAGUAGCAAGGGCAAGACCAGAAAAACUGGCUCUAAAGAUCUGGCCAGUGUUCUGAAGACUUCGGACCCGCUCUUUUUGGAUUUCAUCAAGGGCUGCCUUGCCUGGGAUCCAAGGAAGCGGAUGACUCCGGAUGAGGCCCUGCAGCAUGGCUGGUUCACGGAGGCCCAAAACAGGUGCCGUACAAGAAUCCGGACAUCCAGGAAGACGGUUGUGGUCAACACCCCUCCCCCGUCAGCGCCCAAUAUGAUUCCCAGUCCUCCUAAAGGCACUGAGAGGCAGGCCCCACUGCUUGCCGUCUACAAGGUGACGAUGUACCCCAAGGAGGCGAUUGGGACUUCCUCCAGGCAGGGGAUCACAAAGGCCUUGAGAUCAAUCACACCAGCGGCUGAGAAGAACCUCAUGCAGGCGCCUGAGAAGUCCAUCUCUGGCAAGACCUACAAGCGGGGCUCUUUGAAGACCAAAAGGCAGAGCCCCGGGAGGGACAAGCUGGCUUCUCCAGACCGCCACUCUACAUCCAGGUCAAGGAUCAAGGUCCCCAGCAGUGGUGGCAGCAGGUGUGAGGUGGCCAAACCAAAGUCGGCCAAAGUUAUCAUCCCCACACCCCCCAUGGAUAACAGACCUGGAUCUUUACCAAGUCUGGCCCCGCCUCAACUGAGAGGCAACAACUAGGGCUCUGUUUUGAGGGUGGUAAGGUGGUAUUGAUUUGCCCAUCCUUCUCGUGUGUAUCCAUUCUUGAUGCAAAGGGCCUGGAUCCACCCAAUUUUCAGGAAUAUUUGGACACACGGGAGAUAUUGACAACUUAACACCUAAGUUACCCCCCCGCCCUCAAACUGAAGCCCUCCAUUAGGCCUACUGGCGAUAGGGUCAAGGAUGAUGCUUGAUUCGUGUGUGUGUGUGUGUGUGUUAAGGAUAUCACAAUGCUAUCACACAGCUGAUGUUUGUUAAGAAAUGAAUGGAUAAAUAAUUCAGCCAAACCUUCACACCAUGCUAAAGCGGAAUAUUAACAUUGAGUGUGUAUCACUGAAAGUGAUCUACGCACCUCUGUAA
Messenger RNA from Sardina pilchardus (European sardine), 2469 nucleotides. Its product is annotated as dual specificity tyrosine-phosphorylation-regulated kinase 4-like. The record is from RefSeq and is a predicted model, not a curated record. Gene Ontology annotation, cellular component: cytoplasm; nucleus; cytoskeleton. Gene Ontology annotation, molecular function: ATP binding; protein serine/threonine/tyrosine kinase activity; protein serine/threonine kinase activity. Lineage: Eukaryota; Metazoa; Chordata; Actinopteri; Clupeiformes; Clupeidae. Gene Ontology annotation, biological process: peptidyl-threonine phosphorylation; peptidyl-serine phosphorylation. The coding region runs from base 1 to 2091 and encodes 696 amino acids. The transcript has 14 exons.